AUAUGACCAAUUGGAUCGAGAAAUAUUUUCAUCAAAUGCUUGAUGAAUUUGAUGGUCCUUUAUUAAAAAAUAUGAAGAUAAUAAAUGCAUCUAGCGAUGUGAUGAAGAGCAAAAUAACUAUCCAAUCAAAUCAUUUGAAUCAUAUGAAAACAGCACAUGGUGAAAUACUCAUGAUAUUGGUUGAUGUGUGUGGAUCUCUCGUGAUAGCUUCAAAAGGAUUAAAUUAUUCCUCUGGUGUUAGUACAAAUAUCAAUAUUUUGUUUACAAAUCCUGCAAAAGAAGAAGAUGUUUUACUCAUAGAAGCAGAAUGUAUAGGAUUUGCUGAUAUAAAAAUAUACAACAAAGAUAUCAGAAAACUAAUAGCUCAAGAUCAACAUGUUAAAUAUAUUGCGAUC
Dentiscutata erythropus is the source of this 395-nucleotide messenger RNA. The record is from the annotation of a GenBank genome assembly. Lineage: Eukaryota; Fungi; Glomeromycota; Glomeromycetes; Diversisporales; Gigasporaceae.